Molecule: messenger RNA, 2906 nt
Organism: Pseudo-nitzschia multistriata
Lineage: Eukaryota; Bacillariophyta; Bacillariophyceae; Bacillariales; Bacillariaceae
Source: the annotation of a GenBank genome assembly
AUUCGGAAGAAAAGCAGCGAUCAAGAGGUGCUCCGAAUGACAUAACAUAACCGAGUUCGAGGCAGAAAAUUUCAAAUGAUAAAGCAAUAUCGAAGCUCAMCAGCAAUAUAUUUUGCCCUAUUUCUUUGUUAUGGAGGGAAUUUUGGGUUACCGCACUGGUAUUUUUCCUUCGCUCUUUCCCCGCUGACGCACUCCACAAACAAUCGAUUAUGCUGCAGGAAUUCCAAACAAGACAUAAUGCUGUGGGCGAAGCCUCCGCCCGUGUCAAACUUUGACCUCUCUUCUAUCGAGGCGUUCGAGGCUGCUUUGGACCUGGAAGACCUCGAAGAAAAUGUUGAUUCGUUGGGAUAUGAUGUUCGUGAUGUCGAAGACGGCAACCAUGUAUCUCUUCCCAUCAAAGAGGAUCCAAUAAAAAUAGUAACUGUUCCGGACAAACUGAAGGGGAAACGAAUCGAUGCUGUUCUCGCUAAACUUUUGGAGCCCGAACAAUCUCGUUCAGCCUGCGGAAAUCUCGUCGCAGAUGGUUGUGUCCAUCAAAUUAUCACAAAAAAUGGAACCGAGAAUGAAGUUUUAUUGGACCGCAAAGCGUUUAAAGUCGAAGCUGGAAUGACUUUGAAAGUCACCUUACCGAAGAAAGAAAGGCCGGAUGAAAUCAUUGCCCAGAACAUCCCAUUAAAGAUUAUUUAUGAGGACGAGCAUAUGGUAGUCAUAAACAAAGAUGCUGGAAUGGUCGUUCAUCCUGCUGCUGGAAAUUGGGAUGGAACAGUUGUGAACGCACUAGCUUACUAUUUGGCAAACGAUAGUCCGUAUGGUACCGGUGAUUUUGUCGAUGGUGACGGAAAGAGUACAUUGAUUGGAAACGAUGAUGACGACGAUAUUCUUUCGCUUCGUCCUGGAAUCGUUCAUCGAUUGGACAAAGGGACGACAGGAAUUCUAAUUGUCUCUAAAACGGUAGAGGCGUUAACGAAGCUAUCGGAAGCUUUCGCUUCGAGAAAAGUCAAAAAAACCUAUCUGGCAGUAACUGUUGGCAAUCCAGGAAAGCGAGUAAAAAUUGAUAAGCCAAUUGGACGCCACCCCAUUCAUCGUCAGAAAAUGCGAGUUGUUCCUGAUCCGCAUAGGAAGAAUUCCAGUGGUAUCUCACCGAAGGAUAGACUGCGAUUCAAAAACUCAUUCCAGUCUUCGUCUCAGUCUGGAAGACGCGCGUUAUCAUUUGUCGAUGCCUUGCAAUUUGAUGGCAAGCUUAGUUUGGUACAGGUAAGGAUCGAGACAGGGAGAACCCACCAGAUCAGAGUUCACUUACAAGACCGACACACACCUAUUUAUGGCGACGAUGUUUACGGUAUUUCGGAUUGGAACAAACGAUUGCAGAAAGUUCAUGGUAUCGAGCGACCACUCUUGCAUGCACACAGAUUGGAGAUAAGUCAUCCGAUCACUGGCGAGCAUAUGGUGUUCAUUGCACCGAUGAGUGAAGACAUGGUCUCUAUUGCGAAAGGAAUUUGGCCAGACGGUCCAAACGUGAUUCCCGACGCAUACAAAUGAAGAAUAGAAAGCACGGGGCAUUAUUGAUUUUGUCUUCGCAUCUACUCUUACUAGUCGUAUGUAUGAUCCAGGCAUUUGGUUCCGUUUCUUCGAACAUAUUGAAGAACGUAUGCAUUGCUUGUCCUCCCUCCCCAUCCAAAUGAAUUUUUGUUCCUGUUCCUAAACAAACGUCCGAUUCGUCGAUGUAAACCACCACCUUUAUCACUGUUUUGAUAUUGUCCACCAAAUGAAUCCGCAGUAACAUCUUCGAAUGUUACUUCAUCAACGUUGUCAUCAUUGAAGCGGUACCACGUAUUACUUUCUAUAUCUGGUCGAACAUAGGCAUAGUAAUGGCCGAUGUCGUAUUCCCCCAUGUGAACGAUUACAGCUUGAAGCUCGUACUCAGCCCUGGGAUCACUUCCUUCCACAUCGACACAAAUCGAUGCUAGAUCAAGAGAUUUCGGAAAGGUAAAUCGAUUGUUCAGUUUCGUUGUGGUGUCGGUUUGCCAGUCGUAAUUGAAACGUUUCAAAUGAAAUUGCAAUAUAGGUGGCAAGCCUUUCGCAACCAAAGAUUGCCCCUUGUGGGCAUCUACCUUGUCUGCUCCCUUCUCUGGUCUCCAUCCGUUGCCCUGAGCCACGCUCAGCAGUUCGGGUUCACCGAAACUUUCCUCCAGUGAUUCCUGGAGCGAGGAACUACCAUGUUUUGUUCGAGCGCAAAAAAAGUGCAAAACCGGUGAAAUAAUCCGUCUGGAAAAAGACGAUAUCCAAGGUCGUCGAGAAGGAUAUAACGACUUACCUUGUUGCAACAUCCAGCGAUAGAUCCAAGAAGACUUCGUCCCUCCGUUUUUCUCUUCCGGACCCGUCGAUUGCGGAUAUGUAGUCCUCGUACACGCCCUUGUAUAGAUCUGAAAGCUCUUCUACCCCAGCAGCUGGCAGCAAUAAUUUCCAAAACUCUUGUGAAUCUUGUUGUACCAUGGGUGGAAUGCCGAGUCGCGCGCAAAAUGAUCUGGGCAUGUAAGGCAACGAUCCCUGGUUUGUGGCAGCCUCAAUCAUGUUUUCGAAUACUUCUUUUAAGGCCAGCGCUGCUUCGGUUGUUUCUUCUCGAUCGACUUCAACAGACUCGUCGUCGUCAUUGGCAUCUGCCGAUGAAGAAAGCAUCUGGGAUGGCGUCACAGAUGUAGCAAUGUCUCGUACGGCUUCAAUAUGAAAAGCACACUGAAGCUGUGCAUUCAUGUAGCAUGUGUUCCCUACGUUUCUCAGACCAUUCGAAACGAUCGUGGAUGAUUUGUUCGCUUCGGAAAGCGCCAGGACGCCAACGGAGGCAUACCGAUAGUUGCCGAACAAACUCGCGAUGGCAAGGAAAGGGAGAAUAAAAUUAUUCAUGCCAC